Messenger RNA from Fusarium sp. VM40, 1890 nucleotides. NCBI's taxonomy places the organism in Eukaryota, Fungi, Ascomycota, Sordariomycetes, Hypocreales, Nectriaceae. The record is from the annotation of a GenBank genome assembly.
AUGACGUCGGACGAGCGUGUCAAGGGCUCGCGGACUAGACGAGCUUGUGAUCGUUGUGCUCGUCUAAAGGCAAAGUGCGACUCUGGAUAUCCCUGUCAUCGAUGCAUCUCUCAAGGUAUGACCUGCCUUUACAACGGUAACCUAGAUCAGCAGAGCGACUCUUUGCGACAGGCCCUGUCGAACACACCAGGUGCCUCUAAUGCUGGCAGGCGCGUUUCUUCUCCUAGGAUAUUCAUGAUUCCUCAAGUCCCACCCCAGCGGUCAGUCGAGGGUAGCGAUGUGCUGGCAGCAAGGGCUGCCAGAGGGUCAUGCGUAGGCCUGGCUGAUCGGUUCGACGGUGACUCCGAGUGCGACCUGGAACAGAUACCAUUUUUGCAGGAGCUUGCUCUUGCCAGCGACUUGACGUGGGGCUUCGAUGUGCCCUCUUUACCCCUGUUCCCACCAUUUACCGUUGAUGGUGCGCUGGACUUCAUGCUUGAGCCGCGCAUCGAAGUCUCCACUGGGAGGCUUAGCGAACCUGGCCUGAGUUCUCAGUCGCUGGAACAGCUGGAUCUGUUGCAGGCAAAAUGCGGCGCGAUUCAGGCCUUGCUCCAAGGGCUAGGACCGGAGGUGCCCGAGGACGUUGUGGCGAGGUCAAUUAACCGGGACAACUUGCUGCAGGCGUUGCAACUCUUCGGCAGAAACUUCCAACAUCACGUACCUCUCCUCCAUGCUCCCACCUUUGACUUAGCGACGGCGUCGCCGCUGCUCGUGCUGGCCAUGUUCACUGUAGGGGCUUGCUACACUGAUAUCGUCCGCCCGGCAAAGUACAUAUUUUCAAUGGCCAUGCGAGUCUUGAUUAAUGUCGAGAAGCAGCAACACGAGAUUAACAUGGCUGAGCCUCCGCUAUCCUCAAUCCAAGCGAGUAUUGCGGCAUGUUCGGUUCUUGGAAGCUCGCAAGAUGAAACUGCUCACAUGGCCUUUCCGUUAUACUUUGCGCGUAGCAUUUCUAUGGCGAGAAGGGCCGCAAUUUUCGACGCAAGCCCCCCAAUAGAUUACACAACGUUGACAGAACAGACUUUCGACUGGCAUUUGUGGGUUGAGCGCGAGACUCGCAUCAGAAUCGCAAAUGUCUUGUUCUGCCAAGACGUGGCCAGCUGCAUUUUCAUGGGCACGGCGCCGACAUUCUCCCCGCUGGACCUCGACAUUGAGCUUCCUUGUUACGAGAUAUGUUGGAGCUCUCGAUCUGCCCGGACGUGUCUUGAGCAUUUGCAAUCUGCGCCUCCGCAGCUGAGACUCUCGUCCACGUUCCUUCAGCUGCGGACAGCAUCACUCCCGCUUGAGCGACACCCUCGGUUCGAAGUGUCAGCUUUCGGGAUGUUUACGUUGGUAAAAGCCCUGCAUUGUCUCGUCUGGGAGGCAACUCACUACGACUUGGACCGUGAUUUGAACCCAUGCAGUCGCGAUCUCAACCCGUCAUGGUGGAUAAUUAGCCUGGAUCGCCAAGUCGCCAGCGAUUUCUCAGGUCCCAACAUAGUUCAAUUGGCGGCGCGAGUCGCUCGCCUCGGGAACUCAAAUACCUUUGAUGGUAUCAAUCGGGUGCUCGAUGAAUGGCUCGCCGUUUGGGAGAGAAGGAGCUGGCGCGACUCCGACUAUGAGAAUCUUGCCUACUCACUGGAUCCAUUGCCCUUCUGGUGGCUGGCGAAGCUAUUCGUACUUCUUCACUGUGGCAGGGACUAUCUUUCCGUUGACAGCGAAUUCACAAUAGCUAACAAGACGGGAGGGUCUUUUCGAAACAGUUACUCCUCACAGGCGACGAUCUUUCGCUGGCUCAGCAAGCUACGGCAGAAGAAGUCGGCGGACCAGACCCAAAAAGUAGAGUCACUGGCAAGUUUAAUGGUUCCUAUGUAG